This is a messenger RNA of [Candida] anglica, 6417 nucleotides long. The record is from the annotation of a GenBank genome assembly. Lineage: Eukaryota; Fungi; Ascomycota; Pichiomycetes; Serinales; Debaryomycetaceae.
AUCGAUUGCAAAAGUAUAGUCCAUUGGCCAGCGAGUCUAGCAACACUUGAGACACACUCCGCCGAGCCACGAAACAGUGCCGAAGGAAAACCGAAACCGCACAGGCAAAUCAUGAGGAAGAUCUGGUCCAGAAAGGACAAGGAUAAGCGACGGAGUUGGACGGGCGCGUCCAUGGUUUCCAACCACGAUCGUACUGGCAGUGUUAGUAGUUUGAAAGAGGAGGACAACGAGGAGAUUGUCCAUGCGGACGGUGGCAGGGGUGCUGCUUACGGCGGCACCGCUCCGCUCAGUCCCGUUGGGAGUGCCCAUGAGGCGGGUGCAGCGUCGUCGGGAGCCAACACGGCCACGACAACAACGACGAUGAAGACCACUCGUGGAGGCCUGACGCUGUCCUCUAGUGGAUCAAAUGGUAGUUCUGCCGCCACGUCACUCUCCCAGCUCAUCAAGCCCGAAUAUGACCACCGACUCGUGAAGAACGCGUGGAUCAACGUGAUCAUCAACUCACACAACACGGAGGUUUGUGAACAAUCUCUUCGGUUAUUCCGAGCAGAAAUCAAAGGGUCACAUCUUUAUUUGUACAAAUUAUUGUCUCCCUUGAGCAACGUACGGAGCUUCCGGUUGGACGACGACUCGGACUCUGUCAAUGGCACUGUAGCUCCUGCUGGAACACUGCUGACAGACGGAAACUCCUCCAACGGCGCGGGUGCUCACAUACAUGACUUAAACCCAUCCCCCGUGGGGAAUGCACCCUCCAUAUAUUCAUCACACAUUGCAUCGACCACGUCACUUGAGGCUCCGUCGCUCUACAAACAGCUGACCAACGCGUCCCAUUCCACCUUGAUGGAUAAUCAAAGCAUCUUGGAGGAUGGUGAAGCCACGGGAUCGUCCACCGCUCCCGUUGAUGGCGCCCCUUCAGUGGAAGCUGAAAACUCAAGCUCCACCACCAACUUAAAUUCAAAUUCCGCAAGGUCUGCAGCUCCAGUGUCAACCACCAACUCCUCCACGUUGACGAUCACUCACUUUUCUGCAUCUCCUCACCCGGACCUUCACUAUAAUCAAGAAACAAGAACUUUCCUCCCCAGUCUGUCAAUAGAAGCACUCAUUCAUUUCAUUCUAUUCACGCCUAAUUCCAAUGCGUACCUGGUACAACAACUCAUUCAAAUCCUCCCGAUUUUCCCCAAUAUCUCGCAGAUCUUGAAGCUUGUGAAUGCUUUUGUAGAGGCCAUUGCUGCGAAAAAGUUUGAUUCUACUGAUGAUGGAGAUGCCUCCACGGGUUCUGGCUCUGGAACUGGCACCGUCAGUUCCGGUUCAUUCUCCAACAUUAAUGAAAGACUUCUCCUUCUCUUAAAAAACAUUCAAGACAACUUCAACGGAUUCCUUUUGAACCAAGACAUUGGUCCCAUCAUUCUCCAAAUCCUUCAAUCACUCCUCAUAUUAAACAGAAGUGGAACCCCUAAUUCCAUUGAAGAAAGAACAGGUUUCCUCACCAAGUUUGAAAGUUUAAAAAAAUCUAUGCUUGCUAAACAACAAGUUUUGGUGAACCUCAUUUCUCCCGAGGUGGACUGUCAAGAUUUGACGUCUUUAACACAACUCUCAUCGUACAACUUGUUGAGUAACGUACUGUUGGUUGAGCUUGCAAACACCAUUUGUUCAAUAGAUCUUCAUUACUUCCAAGGAUGGAACUCUAACUUGGAUAAAUCUCUUUUACUUACUUCAAGUACCAUUGAGAUGGAUUUCCAUGUCAAGAAAAACCCACUCAUCUUCAACAAUGAUACCCAUAUGCAUUAUCUUGCCCGGUUACUUGUCCAUCAUUUAUUCCUUGAGUCCACCGUAGGACUUUCUCUGCUGGCGAUCUUGGAAAGAAAGGCCAAAAUUUUGGAGAAAUGGAUUGAUUUGGGAUGUCUUUUGGAUAAGUUGGGGAACAUGAGUUCCUGGUUGGGUAUUGCGUCCAUUGUGUUGUCACAACCCAUUUUGCGAUUGACAAGGGUAUGGUCUUUGAUAUCAUCUGAUUACAUCAAGUUGUUGAAGAAUGAUUGGUCUCCAGUUUUAUUCGAAUUGGAUAGAAGAUAUUUGACCAAUGGUAUCCGAGUGAACAGCGACAAUAAUGACCAUAAUGAGAGUAAUGAAAGUAAUGAGAAUAGCAACAAUGGAGGAGAUGACUUGAAGGAUUCCUUCCAUAUCAUGGCCCCUCGAGGGCUUGGGAAAAUAUACCCCAAGGAAAACGUGGUGCCAUAUUUUGGGGACUUAUCCAUUGGGAACUCGUUAGGACCACUCAAUGUCCAAGAAUUGGAAAAUGUAUGGAAGAAGAUCAAUUAUUCGUUCAAUAGAUGGAAUGAAUAUUUAAGUAAUUUGAAGAAUCAUCAAGAAAUUAUUCAGUACAAUAAGGAUGUUUUGAGAAGAUAUGACAGUAUGGGGUUCAUUCUUAGUAAUGAAAGUUUGAACCAAGUGCUUUAUCUUGGUGUGAAUGACGACAGUGCCGCCACUGUAUCGGGCAAAAUGCCUCCUCAUUUCGAUGAUGUCGACACCACUCCCCCACAAGAAAUUUCCAUCAAUGACGAAUUAAGAGAAAAUUUGUUCAAAUUGAUUGAAAUUAAUUGUAAAUCAAUAGAUUUGAAGAAACUUAUGGAAUUAUCAUUGGCUCUGGAACCUCAUUUGCCGGAAAAUUAUAUGAUUUUGGACCGGUAUGCCAUGAAGCAACAUCGUAAUCAAGAAAGCAUGUCGAUAAAUUCCCAGGAAUCACUCCCAAUGACCUUGACCGAGUAUGCGCCACGGGUGACCGUGUUCAACCCGUUGGCGAGAAUCCCCUUGUUCAACAAUACGUACUUUAAGAUCAACUUGAAUAAGUACGAUGAAUUGACUGGAGUCAUGAAUGGGAAUGUCUUGGAGGUGAACCCAAUUGCACUUGAUGGGAAAAGAAACAUUGUCAUCGAUGAUGAAUUGGUGUUCCGGAUCGAUGACUUUAUCAAUGAUAUGGAGAACUCAAUCCAUGAUUUUGAUGAGAUUGAUAACGUCGACAUUGAUGAUGAUGUACCCGGCUUGGGCAUCGAUGUAGAUGACAUUUUGAACAGUGACAAGUUUAACAAUUUGACCAUUGAGUCACCCAAGAUUGGUUCUAGAGGGGGCAGAAGACCGGUAUCCAAUGGAGAAUCGUUGCCCAUGACCGAUGAUACCGCAUCUAGCUCAGGAAUGGGCGGUGGUGUUGGUGGGUUGAAUCUCAAGUAUCUCCCAAAAUACGCCUCCAUUGAUCGGUUGAUUGACUUACUUCUUAUCGAUGCAAGAUUCUACAACGACAACAUCAAGAUGGACUUGAAUGAAUAUCGAUUUGUAUUCCUACUCAAUUAUGAAUCUUUUAUCACCACCAAGGACUUUUUAGACAAAUUAGCCCAUCGGUUCAUCAAUAGCGGGAACGCGGUGAUUUCCAUCAUGAAGAAAAAUUUCUUCUCCAAGACUGAUAAACCGUUUGAUGUGUCACAAUUUGUCAAUUGGGACAUUGAUGACACUGUGGAUCUUACCGAGUUGGGAGAGGUGGAUUACGAAUUGUUAAUCAAGAUCCAAAUCAAUAUCCUCAAGGUUUUGAUUGUUAUGUUGAACAAUUUCUAUCUGAAUUUCGCUACCGAUUUGAAUAAUCGCACAGUAUUGGUGAAAUUGUUGAAAUUGUACAGUAAUGAAAUUCUUCAAUGGUACAAUUCCAACAAGAUCAACGAUCAAUUGGAAGGUUCGUUCGAAGGAUUGGUCAAUUAUUAUAAACGGUUGAAGAAAUUGUUUAUCAAGAAAUCGUACAGACCAGUUGAAAUCACCAAGUUUGAUGAGUAUUUGAUCAAUGAUUUCAAGUUUAAUAACCUGUUACAUGAAGUGCCCAUCAAUAGAAACUUACCAGGUCAUAAGAAUGUCGGUAAAAUCGAGAAAUUCCUUCAUAAAUUCAAUAAAUUGUUGACAAUCUUCUACAAGGGGAUCCGAGUGGAAGAUUGGAUGAAGGUGUUCAAAAUCUUAGAAUAUCUGUUUGAAACCAAUAACAUGUUGGAAUUUAACUUGCAGAAAAAUUCCAUGAAUGAUGACAAUUUGAUGAUUUCCAACGUGUUUACAUUUUUGGAAAGUUUGAAUGAUUCCAAGGAGAAGAUGUUAAUCUUGAAGAAAUUCCCCUUGAUUUUCAGAAAGCUUUUCAAGUUGUACUACAAGUUUAAGGUUUACUUGUUGAUUCAAUUGACAGACUUGAAUAUUACGGUGGAUGAACGAUUGGACAGAAUGAAAACUUUGUUGAUUAUGGUACAGACUUCGAAAUUGAAAAUGAAGGAUCAUCAAUUUAUCUUUGAAGGUACCGUUGGCACCGGGAUCCCCUCGUGUAUUGAGAGUGCCAUCACUAAUGUGAUUUACUCUCCAGAGAGUAGAACGUUCACAAACCUUUGGGUUAAGGCUGCCAAUUCCUUGACCGAUCAGAAUGUUAGUGCAUCGUCGUUUGACGAUUUAACACUGUUGUUACCUACUACGAUCCUGGAACAUGAUUUAGCCAUCAACCACGAACCUCUUUUGCCAUGUUUUGGAUGGAUCAUUGAAAACUUUAUUGAAGUCAACAAGAUUCCAAACUAUUACCGGGCGGAAACCGGGGUGAUCAACUUCAACAAGAAGUACUUGGUGUACAAGGUAAUCAAAGAGUUGGGAAUUGAAGAUUUGGACCCAAUCACUGGUGACCCACAGGAAAUCAACCAUCAUGACACAAGAGAAUUUGAAUUCUUGUUGAAAUUGGAUGAAACCUUGGUUCGUAAGCAAAAUAUCAAGGACUUCAACAUGUUAGAAAAGGAUAAACAUAAGCUAUUCCGAUCAGUCUUGAAAGAACAACAUCGUAUUCUUAUCUUGGACAACAAGAAGAAAAUCGCUAGAGAUAAUUUGAUUAGUCAAUCGUUGACGUUGACGUCGACAGGCAGUACCCUUCAGAGCACCCUUGUUGGUUCUUCUACUGGCGGUGGUAACGGUGUUAGUAACUCAGCCAAUGGUAAUGGUAAUGGCAACGUUCCCACCACUGUGUUGCCGGGCUCAUUAAAUAAAAAGAAUUCGAGUUCUUCGCUCCGAAGACAAAGUUUAUCUUACAAGUCCAAUUCAUCUUCAAGAUUCAAGAUCAGUGGGUUGUUCAACAAGGCAAGACCAUUCUCUCUCAAUGUUUCUGGACUUGGAGGUUCAAGUACACCAGAAAAGACAUUGUCAUUGAAAGAAUUACCCACUCCAGAAUCUCAAAUUGAUCCUAAACAGAAACCAUAUUUGAUCAUUCCAAUGAAGAAUAAAAAGAUUUUCCCUGUUUAUUUGCUCCCACUUUGCUUUAAGAUUGAUAGUGAGAACUCUAAUGAAGACUAUUUCUUCCAAUCAUGCAAUGAAUACGAUUUGAAUGAUUGGUUGAUGAAAUUAGGCUUUGCUAACCGUCAUUGGUUCUAUUCUAAGAAUUUGAAUCUCAAGGUCAACAAUCCAAACAUCACCUUUGGAGUGCCGAUCUCGUUGAUUUGUAACCGUGAGAAACUGUUCAGUCCGUCCGUGUUACUGGUUCUCUUCCAUGAGAUUGAAACUGAAGGCUUGAAAGAUGUAGGGAUCUACAGAAUCAGUUCAUCGGUGAGUGACUUGAAUCAAGUCAAAUCCAUCAUUGACAAAACUGGUACGAUCAAUUUCCAUGACAGGUCAUGGGAUGUACACACCUUGACCAGUGUGGUGAAGACGUAUCUUCGUGAGUUGCCCGAUGCAUUGCUCACUGAUAAGGUAAUUGAGAAGUUUUUCGAGACCAAGCAAGCCAUUGAAGAAGCUUUGGAAGUACCCGUUGGUUCAUCUAGUGCACUUGAUGUGGGUCAUUCUCAUGAAACUACCCCAUUCAUUAGUGAGAUCGAAUCCUACAAGGACAUACUUCAACUGUUGCCCACCGUUAAUUACUACACCUUGAAGCUUCUUUUAAGACAUUUGCAAAAGAUCAGUCAUUUCAGUGACCUGAACCGGAUGACUCCAUCCAAUUUGGCCACUGUGAUUGGACCGGCAUUGACAGAAGCCAGUAGUCUUGAGCAAUUGGUGAAUAACUUUGGAUUUAUGAAUUCCAUUUUGGAGAAGUUGAUUGUUCAUUUCAACUACGUUUUCGAUGAGGAUGCUGAAGAAGAUGAAGAGGAGGAAGAGGAAGAAGAUGUUGUGAUUGGAGAUGGGUUUGGGGGUGUUUCCUAUGAGAAACAUGAAGGUGGUGUAACUCCUUCCACAAAUCUCGAGCACGAAAUUGAAGGAAAGAAUAGUAUAGAAGAAUUAAAGGAGAAGAUCUUGUUGGGUGAUAAUAAGGAGAGUGUUUCUAUUGGCCCAAUAGAAUCCACCGAAGACAAUGGGAUUCUUUUACAAGAAACUCCUUUGGCCACUGACAAUAAUGACAUGAUUAAGGACGUGUUAUUGGAGGAACGUAGCCUGUAA